Suncus etruscus (white-toothed pygmy shrew) is the source of this 1350-nucleotide messenger RNA. RefSeq names its product inhibin subunit beta C (gene INHBC). The coding region runs from base 133 to 1200 and encodes 355 amino acids. Gene Ontology annotation, molecular function: growth factor activity; hormone activity; cytokine activity. The record is from RefSeq and is a predicted model, not a curated record. The transcript has 2 exons. Gene Ontology annotation, cellular component: extracellular region. Gene Ontology annotation, biological process: BMP signaling pathway; SMAD protein signal transduction. Lineage: Eukaryota; Metazoa; Chordata; Mammalia; Eulipotyphla; Soricidae.
CAUGCCAACUGGCCAUACACUCCUUCCAGGGCCCCUGACGGCCAGGACAGAGCUCAGACCACAGCUCUGAGCCCCUGCAGCCCACGUUUGCAGCUCGGUCUCAGCUGUGGCCCUCAGGACCUGCCCUCAGCAAUGAUCUCCUCACUGCUCUUGGCCUUCUUGUUCCUGUCCCUGGCCACGGGGGCCACUGCAGCCAAUUCUAGAGAGGACAGUUCAUGUCCGGCAUGUAGGGGGUCCACCAUGGACCUGGAGAAUUACCGAGAAGUGCUUCUUGAGCUGGCCAAGAGAAGCAUCUUGGACAAGCUGCACCUCAGCCAGCGCCCCACCCUGAGCCGGCCAGUAUCCAGAGCUGCUCUGAAGACCGCGCUGCAGCGCCUCCCUGAGCCCCCUCGGUGGCUGCUGCCAGAGGCUGACAGGGGGCAAGAAUUUGAGAUCAUCAGCUUUGCUGAGACAGGCCUCUACAACAUCAGCCAGACUCGUCUUGAUUUCCAUUUCUCCUCUCAGAGAACUCCUGGGGGACUGGAGGUCCAGCAGGCCAGCCUCAUGUUCUUUGUGCAACUCCCUCCCAAUACCACCCGGACUUCGACAGUGAAGGUCCUUGUCCUAGGACCACAUGACACUAAUCUUACCUUGGCCUCUCAGCACUUGCUGGAAGUGCAUGCCAGUGGUUGGCACCAGCUCCUCUUGGGACCUGAAGCCCAGGCUGCCUGCAGUCAGGGCCACUUGACUCUGGAGCUACUACCUGAAAGCCAGAGAAGCCAAAGCCCAGUCAUCCUGGGUGGGGCAGCCCAUAGGCCCUUUGUGGCAGCUCAGGUGAGAGAUGGGGGCAAGCAUAGGGUUCGCCGGCGGGGCAUUGACUGCCAAAGUGGGUCCAGGAUGUGCUGUCGGCAAGAGUUCUUUGUGGACUUCCGUGAGAUUGGCUGGCAUGACUGGAUCAUCCAGCCUGAGGGCUACGCAAUGAAUUUCUGCACAGGGCAAUGCCCUCUGCACGUGGCAGGCAUGCCUGGCAUUGCUGCCUCCUUUCACACAGCGGUGCUCAGUCUUCUCAAGGCCAACACGGCUGGAGGCACUGCUGGAGGAAGUUCAUGUUGCGUGCCUACAGCCCGGCGGCCUUUGUCUUUGCUCUAUUAUGACAGGGACAGUAACAUUGUCAAGACUGACAUUCCGGACAUGGUGGUAGAGGCCUGUGGGUGCAGUUAGUUCCUGUGAGGUCUGGGCAACCCAUGGAGAAGGCAAAAAGCUCAUUGAAAGGAUCAUUCUGGCCUCUGUCCAAAGUGUGGGUUCCUCUUCCUGAGAAACCUGGGUAUAUUACCCCAACUCUGACAAGAAGAGGAUUUAGGGUCAGAGGGU